This is a messenger RNA of Rotaria sordida, 1032 nucleotides long. Lineage: Eukaryota; Metazoa; Rotifera; Eurotatoria; Philodinida; Philodinidae. The record is from the annotation of a GenBank genome assembly.
AUGAAAUUACUCGUAUUAGAUAGUGGAGCUUGUUUUUCUGAAGCAUUGGCCAAUCUCUAUGAGAUUGAUGACGGCAAAUUAGAUCCAAAUCAGCUCGUUGAAAAUCUUCCAGCAACAUUGAAAAUUGAAAGAUCUGAUGCAUCAUUGCUUCUAUCACAUUUGGAAUCGAUCGAAAUUCAUCUUGUCGAACAAACUUCACGUGGUCUCUUCAAGUAUGUCGAUCAGCCGAACAUUGAACAAGCACUGAAUCGAAUCGGAACAUCGAUCAUUGACGUGGCUUCCAGUGAGCCCAAACGACGACUAGAACCAUUGUUGAUUGCUGAAGCUUGUCUAAACAUGUUAUCUUAUUUAUUUUACGAUGCUCCAAAGUCACUGCGAAUUCCAAAACCAUCACAAUCACAAAAAUGUCUAUUGCUUGGCUAUGGUGCUAUUGGACAAGCAAUCGGUCAUGCUUUAAUCCGUCCUGGUGACUUGGACAUCUUUUCCAAAGGUUCAGUUAAAGUCUGGGAUCGAGAUGCUUCUAGACGUCAAUUAGCACAAGACGAAGGUUUGGAAAUAUUCGAUAAUUGGGGUAGCAAAGAAGAAUUCGAUUAUGUGAUUGGUUGCACGGGUCGUUGCUCAUUACCAAUGUCGUCUUUCUCAUUACUACGUGAUAAUGCCUACUUGAUAAGCGUAUCAUCUGGAGCCAUCGAAUUUCCAUUUCACGAAAUGGUUCAACGUGCAUUGUCCGACACUGAAAUCGACCUAUCCAGUGCUCAAAUCAAUGAGUUUACAAGUGAAGAUAUUCAUCGUAAUAUUGAAUUUCGUAUUGACAAUCGACGAAAGCUGACUGUUGUCAACGGUGGAAUGCCUAUUACAUUUGUAGGAAUUCUAAAUGCUGCAUUACCAGAAAAAUUCGAUGUCACUGUAAGCUGUAUGAUAGCAGCAAGUAUUCAAGCUGUGCAUACAAAUCAGCAAACAAGCGAUCAAAAUCGAAUUAUACCGCUUGAUUCAACAUAUUCAGCCUUGAUUUGUGAUUGGUAUAAGCCUUGA